GUCUGGCCGUCACGACUCACAUCCCAUGUGUUCAAGUAUUUUGAAUUUUUUCACAAUUUCACUUGAUAAAUUUGAUUGUUUGAAUAAAAACAUCUUCUUUAUCCAACACUCUAAUAGCAUAACAGUAGUAUAAAAUUUAAUGUCGAGUUUUGUUCGAUACGUAUAGUCAUUAAACGGAAACCCGAAUCCACGAGCGAGGUUUUUCGUUCCCGUUGGGGUCGAUGGAUUCUUGGGAGUAUUAACUGCUGGCAUGAACUGAAAGUGCUCCAGUUCAAUUCUUGCUGUUAUUUUCCCGUGUUCUGGGAUAGUGGUUUCGAAGAACAGCCAUUUGUGAUGAUUGCCUGUACUGGCAUAGAUAAAAGAUGGUGUAUCUGAUCUCUUUCAUGCUAGUGAGCGGACCGAUGUUUUGUAUCUCCGAUUUGGAUACGAGCAGCGUGAUUGCGCAAGGAUAACAAUCAUAACAUCGUCGAAUGCUGUUAGUCGACCUGAGAAACGGACGAGAAUACCGAAUACGUUGCAAAAACUCUUCUGUUAAUGUGAACUUCAUACAGUGGAUUCUUUGCGAACAGUGAUAGCCUACAGGAAAACACGCUUGCGAUAGGAAUGUCGGACCAGUUCAAACCUCCGAGUUGGGCUGGCCCCGCGGAAUCUGGAUUGCAUUUGGAUGUUAUCAAAGAUGGCCAACUAGUUGCAAAGUAUUCAGUGGAUUCCAAACAUUACUAUCUGUUUGGAAGAAAUUCGGAAGUUGUUGAUUUCGUUAUUGACCAUGUAUCGUGUUCUCGUGUCCACGCUGCAUUGGUUCACCAUAAGGCGUUGAAGAGGCCGUUUUUACUAGAUUUGGGAAGCACUCACGGGACGUUUGUUGGUAACAUUCGUCUUGAACCACAAAAACCACAACAGCUCUUUCCUGAUUCUUCCUUCCAUUUUGGAGCAUCAACUCGGCAGUAUAUUUUACGAGAGAAAACCAAACCGAAAGACAAAGAAGUUGCAAAUAAAGACAAAGGUUCAGGGCGUGGUGUUGCACUUCCCUCAUCAGAUCAAGAACUGGAGACUUUAACAAUAUACAACACGGAACAAAACUGCCGCCUAGCGGAAUUAAAAGUUCAAGAACAGCCUAAGGGUGGACCUACUAAGCGGAAGCACGUUGGCUUCAUGGAUGUGGAGGAAAUCAUUAAUAUGGAGGACUGCGAUCCAAGUGUUGGACGAUUUCAGAAUUUAGUCGCCACGGAAAUAAUAGCUUCAAACAAAAAGCAAAAGACCCGUUUCGAACCCCGAGUAGCAACUUCGCUGCAUCGCAUUGCGCCGCCGCUGGCCGCUGCUAAAGGUCUAGAUUUGUACGAUGAUCUGCCUGGUUCAAGUACGAUGCUACCCAACAGCGCACCAGAUGUUGAUGAACAUCCCCAUGAUCCCAUCAGCAAUAGCGUCAGCGAGCACGAAGCGUCUCAUCACAAAAAGUAUGCCAAAGAAAUUUGGCCGGGGAAAGCUCCAAACCUGCCUCAUGCUGUUGUAUAAGUUUUUGUCACAGUUAUUUGCGGGCCAUGUAUAAUAAAGCGUGCAUAGGGAACUAGGACAUUCGUAGGAAUGCACUGGAACACCUUGGGAAUUCUUAAAGAUGUUUCGUUUUGUUUUGUUGAGAAUUACCUGCUUCUUUUAUCGGCUGAAUGAUCCAUCGUCGGUGUUAGAAAUGGUGUCUUAUCUGCUAACGGAAUGGACAAGAAAUUGUGAUUUUAUUGUGGGUGUGCGUCGUUACGUACAAAAUGCCGCACAAUCUGUUUUUUUUUGGUACUACAAAUGAAAAUCUUCUGGAUGAAAGAAAAUAAAAUUGCACCACAAGUACAGUACUUCCCCUCAAGUCACUGUACUUGUACACUGUACAA
Paramacrobiotus metropolitanus is the source of this 1877-nucleotide messenger RNA. Its product is annotated as nuclear inhibitor of protein phosphatase 1-like. Bases 604 to 1512 code for a protein of 302 amino acids. Gene Ontology annotation, molecular function: protein binding; mRNA binding; protein serine/threonine phosphatase inhibitor activity. Lineage: Eukaryota; Metazoa; Tardigrada; Eutardigrada; Parachela; Macrobiotidae. The record is from RefSeq and is a predicted model, not a curated record. Gene Ontology annotation, cellular component: nuclear speck. The transcript has 6 exons.